Nicotiana tabacum (common tobacco) is the source of this 399-nucleotide messenger RNA. Lineage: Eukaryota; Viridiplantae; Streptophyta; Magnoliopsida; Solanales; Solanaceae. The record is from RefSeq and is a predicted model, not a curated record.
AUGGUUGAAGAUUCUGAGCUAUGGAAUGUCAUAUGUGAUGGACCAUUUGUUCCUACCAAAAACCUUGGUGACCCACUAGUAGCCAUUCCCAAGACAAGGAAAGAAUUCAACGAUGCAGAUAGAAAGGCCAUAGAGAAGAACUUUCGUGCUAAGAAAAUUCUAGUAUGUAGUAUUGAACCAGAUGAAUACAACAAAAUAUCGGCAUGUCAGUCAGCCAAAGAAAUUUGGGAAGCCCUGCAGACAGAUUCAUCAAGCAAAUCUGGAGAAGAUGAUAAACCAUGUAACAUCUCUAUGAUGGCAGUAGAAAGUGAAUCAGCUGAGUAUGAUACAAUUUUUGCUUUGUUGGCCCAGUCUGACGAUGAAGAUGACAAUGAUGAUGAGAGAUGUCUUAACAGUUGA